AUGUUAAACGGGAAUACACCACUGACAGCUGCAAGUAGGGCAGGAUAUGUGAGUGUGAUACAUGAGCUGGUGAAUGUGGGGGCUAAUGUCAAUCUACAGGAUAAUUCCGAGAAUACACCACUCACAGCAGCACGUAAGGCAGGACGUAUGCUUGUGAUACAGGAGCUGGUGAAGAUGGGGGCUGUUGUCAAUCUACAGUAUAAUCCAAGGAAUACACCACUCACUGCUGCAAGUAAGGCGGGACAUGUGAGUGUGGUGGAGGAGCUGUUGAAGGUGGGUGUUGAUGUCAAUCUACAGGAUAAUCCCGGGAAUACACCACUCACAGCUGCAAGUAAGGCAGAACAUGUGAGUGUGUUGGAAGUGCUGGUGAAGGUGGGUGCUGAUGUGAAUCUACAGGAUAAUCCCGGGAAUACACCACUCACAGCUGCAAGUAAGGCAGGACAUGUGAGUGUGGUGGAGGAGCUGGUGAAGGCAGAACAGCUGCAAGUAAAGGAGGACGUGAUUGUGGUGGACAAGCUGGUGAAGGUGGGGACUGAUGUCAAUCUACAGGAUAAUGACGGGAAUAGUCCUCUGAAAGCUGCAAGUAAGGCAGGACAUGUGAGUGUGGUGGAGGAGCUGGUGAAGGCGGGAGCUGAUAUCAAUCUACAGAAUUAUGACGGAGAUACACCACUGACAGCUGCAUGUGAGUUAGGGCAUGUGAGUGUGGUAGUAGAGCUUGUGAAGGCAGAGGCUGAUGUCAAUCUACUGGAUAAUGUAAGGUAUACACCACUGAUAGCUGCAUGUGAGGGAGGACAUGUGAGUGUGAUGGGGGAGCUGGUGAAGGCGGGGUCUGAUAACAAUCUACAGGAUAAUGACGGGAACACACCACUGACAGUUUCAUGCGAGGGAGGACAUCCUAGUGUGGUGGAGGAGCUGGUAAAGGCGGGGGCUGAUAUCAAUCUACAGGAUAAUGACGGGAAUACACCACUGACAGUUGCAUGCGAGGGAGGACAUCUGAGUGUGGUGAAGGAGCUGGUGAAGGUGGGGCGAAGAAGAGCUCUGGAAUAUGUUCACAAAUGAGGCAGUGUCAGUCAAUAAAUACCUCAACCCACCCUCACCCCCGAAUUAUCAUUUAAGCAUUUUCAAAUUUGGAUAAAAGCACAAUUUAUUAUCUUGUCUCACUUGACAAACAUUUUUGCUAGAAAUUUUUUUGACACUCCCUCUUACUUUAAGAAAAACCUUGAUGCUACAGUUCGAUACACAUUCAUGCCCGAAAGUCAAACUGAUUUGACAUGUCUUUCUGAUUAUUUUACGCCUAUAUUGAUGAAAGAUAUUGUCAAUAAAUGUAUUUACUCCUUUUCCAAAAUUUGAAACGUCUCAAAUAUAACGAUAGAAUUUUUCUCGUACAUAAUGUCUGUCCCACAUAUAAUAUACCUGUAGUUCAGUAUAAUAACCAAUUCUAACCGCAUCAAAAAUAUACAAAUGUUGCACAUUCUAAAUUUAAUUCAUGAUCACAUUAUUCGUUUUGUACUAUAGUGAGCCCUUAUAUGUCCGCCUGCACUAUAUGUUCGCCUGCACUAAAUGUCCGCUCAAUGUUGAACCGAACUGUCACUAUAUGUUUGUUUAGACUGAAAAUACACAUGUAUUCAAAACAAACAUGUACAACAUGCACUUCCCGAAUUGUUUAUAUAUGUAUAUAUAUAUAUAUAUAUAUAUAUAGAGAGAGAGAGAGAGAGAGAGAGAGAGAGAGAGAGAGAGAGAGAGAGAGAGAGAACGUUUUAGGGACUGUAACUGUUUGGUGUACAUCAGACAUUCUGCAAUUAAAAGAGACAGUAGAGAUGAUGUGGUGGUGACCGACAGAUCAAUGUGGUGUAUGAAUAUAAAGGAUGAAUGGAGACUGUGAUGUACUAAGACAUCUGUUGUGUGUUCAUCUAGAUGUAAAACAGUAUAUACGGUUGUAUCAUAAGUGCAAUGAUAGUAAGUCAGGUGUGAAAUUUCUGAUUAAUGAGCGGUAUUUUGAUUAUAUAACGGAGAAGGUGAUGAUUCUGCGGGGGGGGGGGGGGGCAUCAAUGUCAGGACGAGGUAUUGAGUAUGACUGUGUUAGACAGGGAGGAAUUGUUGUUUUUAUAUAUACAUUGUAUAUAUAUAUAUAUUUUUAUUAUUUUUCAACAUUCUGUACAUAGGUCAUGGUAUAUCUUCAUAAUAUAUACAUUUAAUAUAGAAUUACAGAAGUGUUUAUUUCUUUUAGAGAGAGAAAGAAAGAAAGAAGGAGAGAGAGAGCUAUGAAAAUAUUUGGUUCCAUCUGUUCCAAAGGGCAUCAACAUUUUCAGUAUCGCCAUUUUUAUAAGAAAUGAAUUUUUGUGUUUCAUAGAAUAACUUUAAAAAUGAUAUUGCAGAGCGCAGACUCAAAUUUUUCUCUGUACACCUUGCUGUAUAAAUAUAAUACUUUAACCAAAAGAUGAGAAUAUUUUGUAUACCCUUGUUUUUCUCAAGGAUGCCUACUAUAAAAGACUUUUUUGUAAAGAUUAGUUGACAAUUUGUUUUCUGUUCUAAGUAAUGAGAAAUGAUUGAACACAAUUACCUUCCCACAUUAUAUGUUCUAUUGUUUCCUCCUCAUUGUGACAAAAGGUACACAUUUUUGCGUUCACUUUUUUAUUUUAAAUAAAAAAGAGUUUGCUGCUAAAACUUUAUUAAGUAUUCUAUAUUGGAACCUUUGAAGUUUACAAUUUUUUGUUAUUAUGAAAGGUAUUUUGUGGAUUAUUUUCCAUUCAGUAUUACCCAUUUCUAAGAGUUCACUCCAUUUUGUUUUGUCUGUUGUCACAGAGGAAGUUUUGUUGAGAAGUUCAUAAAAGCAUUUGGACUUUUUACAUUUCAGUACAUUGUAUAUGUUCGACAUAAUGAAUGAAUUUGCCAACUUUUUCAAACUUUUUUUUGGGGGAGGAAUUGUUUGUUCUAGAGAGGACUGCUGUGUAAGUACAGUGAAGAUUGGCAUGACAGAAAGUACAAAGCGACAGAGUACAAGAGAGUGAUGUGUGAUAUAAACAUAUGUCAGAAGAGAAUCUGUAUAGUCCCUGAUAGAAUUGUAGAGAUAUGUUGUUACUGAGUACAAGAGAGUGCUGUGUGAGAUAAAUAAACAUGUCAGUAGACACUCUGUAUAGUCCCGGAUAGAUUGUAGAGAGGUGUUUUUACGGAGUACAAGAGAGUGAUGUAUGACAUAAAUAAACAUGUCAGAAGACACUCUGUAUAGUCCCUGAUAGAUUGUAGAGAGGUGUUUUUACGGAGUACAAGAGAGUGAUGUAUGGCAUAAAGAAACAUGUAAGAAGACACUCUGUAUAGUCCCUGAUAGAAUUGUAGAGAGGUGUUACUUUGUCAGUAUAUAUACUGAGUAUAAAACCCAAUGGGUUACUAAUGUCUUUGUAGAUACAUGUGAUGAUGUUUAAUGAAUUCUCUCUCGUAAGUUUCCAUUUGUCUGUGUAUAAUAAGAAAGUGUUUUAACAUAAUCAAUAGUCGACGCUUUCUGAAAUUAUACAGUGUCGUUAGCAAUAGCAUGUUAAUCUUAUAAAUUAUACAGUGUCGUUAGCAUAGUAUGUUAAACCUUAUAAAUUAUACAGUGUCGUUAGCAAUAGUAUGUUAAUCUUAUAAAUUAUACAGUGUCGUUAGCAAUAGUAUGUUAAUCUUAUAAAUUAUACAGUGUCGUUAGCAAUAGUACGUUAAACCUUAUAAAUUGUCGACAUUGUUGGUGAAUAGUUGUAUGUUUGACGUCACUCUGUAUGACUCUCAGUCAUUGAUUAUAAUUAUGUGUACGUGUGUGUAUUGCUUAUUAUCAAUGUUUAUGUUUGUUAUUCUUAGAAUCAGUAUCUAAUACUUUUGUUACAUGUCAAAAUCAGGUAUCUGACAUGGAAGAAAUAAAAUACUCUACAUGUGUA
Molecule: messenger RNA, 3905 nt
Organism: Ostrea edulis (European flat oyster)
Lineage: Eukaryota; Metazoa; Mollusca; Bivalvia; Ostreida; Ostreidae
Product: ankyrin repeat domain-containing protein 50-like
Exons: 2
Coding region: 1-1059 (352 amino acids)
Biological process (GO): positive regulation of transcription by RNA polymerase II
Cellular component (GO): nucleus
Molecular function (GO): protein binding; transcription cis-regulatory region binding
Source: RefSeq, a predicted model, not a curated record